This is a messenger RNA of Pristis pectinata (smalltooth sawfish), 1123 nucleotides long. RefSeq names its product coenzyme Q4 homolog (S. cerevisiae) (gene coq4). The record is from RefSeq and is a predicted model, not a curated record. The transcript has 7 exons. Gene Ontology annotation, cellular component: mitochondrion; mitochondrial inner membrane. Lineage: Eukaryota; Metazoa; Chordata; Chondrichthyes; Rhinopristiformes; Pristidae. The coding region runs from base 44 to 928 and encodes 294 amino acids. Gene Ontology annotation, biological process: ubiquinone biosynthetic process.
CGUCGCACGUUCGGUGGCGCGGGGACGUCGUCCUGCGGGCGCCAUGGCGACCGUCGUGCGGAGCGCGGCCCGGCUGCUGCGGGGCGGCCGUCCGUCCCCGGGCCCGGGGGUGGCGAGGCUGGCGGCAGCGGCGGCCCACCCCAGGCCUGGCAGCCCGGCAGGCACCGGUAAUCUGCUGCUGCAUUCAGUUCGAGUGGUCAGUACGGACACAUUUGCUGAAGACAGAUAUUACAGCCUGUACCAAACACACAUCCCCACCAACCCACUGCAGAAAAUGCUGCUGGCUACCGGCUCUGCCUUCAUGUCUCUGUAUGAUCCAUACCGCCACGAUAUGGUGGCUGUUCUGUCAGAAACUACAGGGCAGUUAGCAAUCCGCAAACUCAGGGACAGGAUGAGAAACGAUGCGGAGGGACAUCAGAUUCUGCAGGAGAGACCUCGGAUCAGCACAUCUACACUGGAUCUAACCAGCCUGCGAGAGUUGCCUGAAGGAACGUUUGGCAGAGAAUAUGUCCGCUUUCUUGAUGUUAAUCAAGUUACUCCUGACAGUCGGAUGCCCGUGAAGUUUGUUGAUGAUGAAGAGCUUGCAUAUGUGAUCCAGCGUUACCGUGAAGUGCACGACUUCAUGCACACGUUGCUGGGCAUGCCCACUAACAUUCUCGGUGAGGUUGCCGUCAAGUGGUUUGAGGCAGUCCAGACUGGUCUGCCCAUGUGUAUUCUGGGAGCUGUGUUUGGCCCACUCCGCAUGUCUGCCAGGAAUAUCCAAGUUUUAACAAGAGACCUGAUCCCAUGGGCUGUACAGUGUGGCAGAGCUGCUCACUGUGUACUGAACAUCUACUAUGAGAACCGAUGGGAGCAGAGCUUAGAGUCACUGCGGGAAGAGAUUGGGAUCCUACCCUGUCCCCCUCUUCAACAUCCAAACAGGGCAUAAAAUGCAAGUUAUGGGGGUGAGGUUUGUAAAAUCAUUAAAUGUGAGUUACUUAGAAUAUCAAACCAAAGAGAAGUUUAUCCUGGAGCUGUCAGUCCCACAGUAUGGGGCAGGAACAAGACUGAAUAUAAAGACUACUCAAUACAUCUCGUCUGUUCAUGCUGGCUACCACAAUAAAAUCACUUAUUUCUGUUUUCA